AUGAGCAUGCAAGAACCAGCUGAUUUGCCCAGAUUAAUGGACAUUGAACACAGUGGCGUUGCUAGGGAUUGUAUAUCUGUUUUGUCCACAUGGUUAAAUUUCGGUAUAAAUGAAGAUUUUGCAUUUGAUCAGUUUGAGAUUAAUCUACACAAAGCAUUACGCAAAAUUAACCUGCGCAAAGUCUUUACAAAUAUCAGUAGCCGUAAAGAACAUACUGUACUUGAAGCUCGCCAACAGUUUGACUUAUGUAUCAAAGACAAUAACAAAAAUCACCAGACAGAUGAAAUCACCACUAAGCGUCUAAUAGUCAGACGGGGACAAGAUUUCAAAGUCUAUCUGCAAAAGUCAACAAAUGGCGGUGUGCAAUUGAAAAAAGAAAAUAUAACUUUUGUGAUUGAAAGCGGAACCCCAAAACUCAGACAAUAUGGAAAGACGAAAGCCUUUGGCUUAUCAAGCAUUAACAUUAAGACCGACUGGAAUGCAUCAGUUGUCCGUGAAGACCAGGCCUUCUUAGAAGUAAAAAUCUGCUCUCCAGCAGAUGGAGUCAUUGGACUUCACACCUUAAAUCUACAUAUAUCUGAUGUUCGACAAACGAUAACCUAUUGUCUUGGGGAAUUAGUAAUCCUUUUUAAUGCUUGGUGUCCAGAUGAUGCCGUUUUCCUGCCAGAUCAAGAAGAGAGGAAAGAAUUUGUCAUGAAUGAGAAUGGUUUUGUCUUUGUUGGCAAUGCAGACUAUGUCUCUAAACGUUCCUGGAACUUUGGACAGUUUGAGGAGGACAUAAUAGACGUUUGCUUGACACUACUGGAUGAAAGCCUAGAAAGCUAUAAAAAUGCUUUAAAGGACUAUACUAUGAGAAAUGAUCCAGUUUAUGUCAGCCGAGUGCUUAGUGCAAUGAUCAACUGCAAUGAUGACAAUGGUGUAAUGUUGGGCAGAUGGGAUGGAAAAUAUGAUGAUGGAACAAGCCCUACAAAGUGGAAUGGGAGCUGCAGCAUCUUACGUCAGUGGUACUUGUCUGGGUUCAAGCCAGUGAAAUAUGGGCAGUGCUGGGUAUUUGCAGCAGUCUUAUGUACAGCACUAAGAUGUUUGGGAAUCCCAGCAAGAGUGAUAACUAACUUUGAUUCUGCACAUGACACCGAUGGAAAUCUCUCUAUUGAUGAAUAUUAUGAUGACAUGGGAAAACCAAUUUCAUCAGGUGACAGUAUCUGGAAUUUUCAUGUCUGGAAUGAAUGUUGGAUGCUACGUAAGGACUUACCUCCAGGAUACAAUGGGUGGCAAGCAUUAGAUGCAACACCACAAGAGACAAGCAAUGGAAUAUUUUGCUGUGGACCUGCUCCUGUAAAAGCCAUUAAAGAGGGAGACAUUCAUCUAAACUACGACUGCCCCUUUAUAUUUGCGGAGGUCAAUGCUGACGUAAUAAAAUGGAUUAGGAGAAAGGAUAAGACCGUAGAAAGGCUUCACCAAGACAGUACAAAAGUUGGAAAAUGUAUCAGCACUAAGCAGGUUGGAUCUAAUGGGAGAAUGGAUGUUACCAGCAAUUACAAGUAUGCUGAAGGAUCAGAAGAAGAGAGGCUUGCAUUCAAAAAAGCCCUGGACAUGAGGAACAAGCCAUCUACUGAAAACACUGGCCGCCAGGAUACUCCAGAUCCUACUCUGAGUAAAAUCGGAAUACAGUUAAGGCUCAAGUUGAAAGAGCCUCCUGUUUAUGGUCAAGACGUUCAACUAAUCGUUUUGCUAACAAAUCUGACUUCUGUACCUAAACCAAUAAAUAUCAACAUCAAUGUCCAAGCCAUAGAGAAUAAUGGUGCACACAUAAAUGCAGUAUAUCAAAAAGCAGAUUCUUUGGAGCUGAAACCCCAAACAGAACACUCCGCAGUAUACCUGGUCCCCUAUUCAUUAUACAAGGCUUGUCUUACUGACAGUAAUCUCUUAAAAGUCUCUACUGUGGCGGAACAGACUGACACACAUGAAAAACUUUUGGCUGAAAGGAAUAUCACAUUAGAUCCUCCUGAACUGAAGGUUGAGAGGCAAGGAAAUGCGAUGUUGCUGACCCCGUACAAGGUUACAAUUAGAUUUGCCAAUCCGCUAACUGAGGAACUGAGAGACUGUGGAUUUGUGAUGGAAGGCAAUGGACUGGUUCAAGGAUUCAUAAAAAAGGAUUUGGGAAAUUUAAAGCCCGGCCAUGGAUUUGCAAUCAGUGUUGAAUUGAUUCCAUAUAAAAGUGGGAAGAAGACCCUACAAGUACUUUUUGCCAGUAAGAACAUCAGCAACAUCAGAGAAUAUAUGGAGAUUACUGUUUUAUCUGUUUAAAGGAUCUAAAUGUCACAGUUUCUAAUAUUAUAGUUUACGACUUUACAGUUUGAGUCUAAUAUGAACUGUGGUUAGGGUUGGGAUAGAUACACUUAAUGCAUUGAGAAGAUAUUAUAAACUGACUGAAUAUUGAGAG
Messenger RNA from Hyla sarda, 2443 nucleotides. Its product is annotated as protein-glutamine gamma-glutamyltransferase 5-like. The transcript is spliced from 14 exons. The record is from RefSeq and is a predicted model, not a curated record. The coding region runs from base 1 to 2307 and encodes 768 amino acids. Gene Ontology annotation, molecular function: protein-glutamine gamma-glutamyltransferase activity. Gene Ontology annotation, biological process: peptide cross-linking. Lineage: Eukaryota; Metazoa; Chordata; Amphibia; Anura; Hylidae.